Molecule: messenger RNA, 915 nt
Organism: Neltuma alba
Lineage: Eukaryota; Viridiplantae; Streptophyta; Magnoliopsida; Fabales; Fabaceae
Product: protein N-lysine methyltransferase METTL21A
Exons: 8
Coding region: 35-790 (251 amino acids)
Biological process (GO): protein methylation
Cellular component (GO): nucleus
Molecular function (GO): protein methyltransferase activity
Source: RefSeq, a predicted model, not a curated record
ACCCUGCCCAUUCCAAACUGUGGUAGUGUUGAAUAUGGAGGAAAUACGAAAUCAGGAACCACAUCGCCAUGAAGAAGAAGAAGAUGAUGAUGACACCAUUAGCUUGGAUGAAGCCUUUUUCAUCAAUGACAACUACCAGCUGACGAAUUUUACAUUUGGGUCUCAAGAACUUCAACUCUUCUCUCUUCAUGCCGCUUCGACCGAUUUUGAUUUGACAGGGCAGGUGGUGUGGCCCGGAGCCAUUCUGCUAAAUGAUUAUCUUUCAAAAAAUACUGAGAUCCUUCAGGGUUGCACUGCCAUUGAAUUAGGUUCUGGUGUUGGUGUUACUGGCAUACUUUGCAGUAGAUUCUGCCAGAAAGUUGUGUUAACGGAUCAUAAUGAAGAAGUGCUCAAGAUCCUGAAGAAAAAUAUAGAGCUGCAUUCAAUUCCUGAGAAUAAUUGUCCUACUUCUCAUGGAUUAAGUGCUGAGAAACUAGAAUGGGGCAACUCCGACCAUGUCAACCGAAUUUUACAGAAUCAUCCUGGAGGAUUCGACUUCAUUCUUGGAGCUGACAUAUGCUUUCAACAGUCAAGCAUUCCUCUGCUUUUUGAUACCGUUAAGGUGCUGCUGCUGAUAAAAGAGGACAGAAAAUGCAAAUUCAUACUAGCAUAUGUAUCACGAGCAAAAACCAUCGACUUAAUGGUCACUAAUGAAGCUUCUAAGCACGGAUUACAGAUGAAAGAGUUGCCUGGGACUAGGCGUAUUGUUGGGAAUCUCGAGGGAGUCAUCUUUGAGAUUACUCUAAACUAGUACUGUUAAAAUAUCUCAUCAGACAAAUAUGGUUUUUUCUGUUCUGUGAAAUUCCUUAACAGAUUUUGAUGUUGAUGAACUUAUUUAAGUAGCUAAUAAUAUAUUAAAUUGUGACGAAGUGUUUA